GUGAGCUGUGAUUGGUCACAGCUUGUCACAUGGUACAAGGCUGUUGUGAAUAGCCUUGUACCAUGUGACCUCUGUGAUCAUUCACAGAUUUCACACGUAGUAAGCAAUGAUGUCACAAGUGACAUCUUGCUUACUACUUUGCAUGUGAUCACUGAUUGGCCAAUCAGUGAUCACAUGAUCGGGACCUCGUACAGAGGUCCCGUCCGACGAUCGAAAUGGCUUCAGAUGUUACCUGCUCACGGUCACAUGAAUUAAAAUCUUCUCCAUGCAGAAAAUGUCAAUUUCUUUUGAACCUUUACAAGAUUUACCUUCUUAUAACGAAUAUUGAUCAAUUGCUUG
This is a messenger RNA of Staurois parvus, 339 nucleotides long. The record is from the annotation of a GenBank genome assembly. NCBI's taxonomy places the organism in Eukaryota, Metazoa, Chordata, Amphibia, Anura, Ranidae.